UGCAGAUAAAUGGACAAACCAUAUGACGAAACAGUUGAUGUGCCAGAUUCCGAAGAUAUAGCAACGCCACGACUGCAACAGUCUCUUGCUGAAAAUUUCGAUAAAUUUCGAGAUAACAACAAAUCAUUCAGAAAAAUCAAUAACGAAUUAAUAAAUAAAUCAAUCAAAACUGCACCAAAAUCAAACAUUGAAAAGAAAUCAAACAAUGAAAAAUUAAGUGAUGGAGGUUGGUUGCUUAUAUGACUGAUAUAUAAAUAAAACACAUUUAACUGGGAACAUUACUUUAGGUUAAGUAUUCAUUGAAUUAUUUCCACCUUUCAGUUUUGCUUGUAGAAUGUAGAAAGAUGAGGGCUAAUUAGUUAAGCACUCAAUUUUUAUAGUUUGGUUUAGAUCUGAAUUAAGUCAUUUGUGUAUGCAACAUGUAAAGGAAGAAGAAAUAAAUGUACAUUUUUAAUCUUUACACUAACUUCAUAUGAUUAUUAGUAAAGUUAAUACAAGAUGAGCAGUUAAGUCAUUCGCUGAUAAAUAAGUAUGGAUAGUUCCGACGAUGAUGAUGACUAUGAUGAGGAUGAUGAUGAUGAAGAUGAUAAUGACGAUGAUGAGAACUCUAAUAUACCUGAUGUGAUUGAAGGUAUCUACAAUCCGGCCGAUUAUGAACAUUUGACUGUAUCAUCUGAAAUUAAAGAAAUCUUUGAAUAUAUUCAAAGAUAUACACCGCAAACAAUCGAGUUAGAAACAAAAUUGAAACCAUUUAUUCCUGAUUAUAUACCAGCUGUUGGAGAUAUUGAUGCAUUUUUAAAAGUGCCCAGACCAGAUGGUAAACCAGAUUAUUUAGGUUUAUUGGUCUUGGAUGAACCAUGUGCUAAUCAGUCAGAUCCAACAGUACUUAAUUUACAAUUGAGAGCUUUGUCAAAACAAACUGCAACAAAACAAGUAAUAGUUAAAAGUCUUGAAAACGCUGAAAAACAAACAAAAGUUAUAGAAAAUUGGAUCAAAAGUAUAACAGAUUUGUAUAGAGCUAAACCUGCACCAACUGUACACUAUACAAGAAACAUGCCAGAAAUAUCUGAACUUAUGGCCGUAUGGCCGACAUCUUUUGAAGAUACCAUAAAUAAUAUGCAACUAUCACUUUCUCAGUUGGAUUGUAGUCUAAAAGAUUAUGUAGAUAUUAUCUGUGCCCUUCUAGACAUUCCAGUUUACAAUAAUCGAAUACAUUCGUUACAUUUAUUAUUUUCUUUAUAUUUGGAAUUUAAAAAUUCUCAACAUUUCCGUCAAAAUGAAUCCGUUAUUACUUGA
Schistosoma rodhaini is the source of this 1296-nucleotide messenger RNA. Lineage: Eukaryota; Metazoa; Platyhelminthes; Trematoda; Strigeidida; Schistosomatidae. The record is from the annotation of a GenBank genome assembly.